Molecule: messenger RNA, 1702 nt
Organism: Maniola jurtina (meadow brown)
Lineage: Eukaryota; Metazoa; Arthropoda; Insecta; Lepidoptera; Nymphalidae
Product: omega-amidase NIT2
Exons: 6
Coding region: 253-1149 (298 amino acids)
Biological process (GO): L-glutamine metabolic process; oxaloacetate metabolic process
Cellular component (GO): mitochondrion
Molecular function (GO): omega-amidase activity
Source: RefSeq, a predicted model, not a curated record
UCUACAAUGUCAAACAUACGUCAAAACAAAGUUCAAAAAAGUUUCACUUUCCAGUGGUAAAAUUAUCAAUUCUCCGGUUUUCCCUGAGAUUGUUUUUGCAUUACCUACUAAAAGUUCUUAAAACCCCUAAAAGCACUUAAAAACUAAUGAUAUACCUAUAAAUAAUCGUGAAGUGUGAACAGACAGUCCAGUAACUUGAAAUGUUGAGGCGAGGUAAUCGUUCUUAAUUAAAACUAUAAAGAUUUUGUUAAAAUGUGUGAAAGUGCGAUAGAUGCAGUUCAUCCACGGUUUGCUAAGAAACCAGCGUUAUAUCAUAAGGGCUUUAAGAUAGCCCUGGUUCAGCUGUCAGUAGGUGCGGACAAGGCGAAGAAUGUUGCUGCGGCAGUCAGUGAGAUACACAAGGCCAAGCAGCAGGGGGCACAAAUUGUAGCAUUACCUGAGUGCUUCAACUCCCCUUACGGCACUAAGUUUUUCUCGGAGUAUGCGGAGGAGGUCCCCUCGGGCGCCACGUGUCGCGCUCUGUCCCGCGCGGCGGCAGAGGCAGGCGUGUGCGUGGUGGGUGGCACCGUGCCCGAGCGCUGCGGGGACGAGCUGUUCAACACCUGCACCGUGUGGGACGGGAGCGGGAAACUGCUGGCUCAGCACAGAAAGAUGCACCUGUUUGAUAUAGACAUUCCAAACAAGAUAACGUUCAAAGAGUCUGAGGUGCUGAGCCCGGGAAAUCAGAUAACCACAUUCGAGUACCAGGGCGUCAGGAUCGGCGUGGGCAUCUGUUACGACUUGCGAUUUGGGGAAAUGGCGCAUCUCAUGGCUAAGCAAGGUUGCUCAGUCCUCAUAUACCCGGCUGCAUUCAACAUGACGACUGGUCCCAAACAUUGGGAACUGUUGGCCAGAGCUCGGGCCAAUGAUGAACAGUUAUGGGUGGCGCUCGUCAGUCCCGCUAGAGAUACUGAGGCUGGUUAUGUGGCAUGGGGACAUUCCACAUUGGUAGACCCUUGGGCCAACGUUGUUGCCAAGUUAGAUGAGAAACCUGGCAUGUUACUUGCAGAUAUCGAUUUAAGCGUCGUGGAAGAAGUACGGAGUCAAAUACCGAUAAGAGUUCAGAGGAGAACGGAUAUUUAUGACACUGUUAUCAAAACCAAAUGCUAACCAAAUACUAUAUUAAAACUAUUUUUAUUAUGUUUCCUACGUUGCUUUAAGUAUCUUUGCUUUUGUUAUUGUUUUAUGCCAAAAAUCGUACUACGUCCUAUCUAGAAAUACAUCGAUAACUUUUGUCCUACAAAAUCUGUUGAGUCCCACAAAAUCCAUUGCAUUUAAUUUGAAUCAAAAUAUAUUUCUUGUUAAGACAUCUUAUUCUUUGGGGCUAUGCAGGUUCUUGGAUGCCAAAGUCUUUCUAAUUUUGUCUGUUAGUCAGUUAUUCCUUGGACGAUGGUAUGGACUACGGAACCCUUCGUGUAUGACUCCAACUCGCACUUGACUGAUUUUUAGUGAGUCAUUUCUGUGCUCCACGGCCAACUGUCCCUCAUCUGCUCAGCCUGUUAAAACUUAAAACACAUAGUGCUCAAUAUUAAAAAUUAUAUUUUUUUAUUAAAACAAAAUCAUGUUAUUUAAAUAAAUAUAAUAAUAAUAAUAUUGUUAUAAUGUGUAAAUGGCAGAUAAAAUAAUUAUUUUGAUACGUUGUUUAAUAUACAUUGUACUUAAA